UCGGCUUCAUGAGACAUCAUCUCAAAAAGUCGAAUCAACAAAGCACCAAAAUUUUUUUAGGAAUUUUAGCUAUUUGGGGUAGUAAUUUUACUGAGCUGUAUGAUAAUACUUCCUCAGUUAUUACAGGAUGCUAAUCUUAACUGCUAAUCAGUUAUAUAAUGUGUGAUAACAUAAAAUUGAAAGGAAAAUGCAGUUCAGAAAGUAAUUUACCUGUUCCUAACACAAGUUUAAUAAAACUUAAUACAUCUACCUCUAUGUAGAACAUUACUGCCUUUCUGCAAAAUUAUUGAAUCAAAAAUUUGUAGUGUUUUUUUUUCCCCGUGAAUUAUCUUCAUUGUAAUAUCAUCUUUAUUGUAAUUUGUGUUUCUCUUGUCAUCAACACAUAUUCUCUUAAUUUUUUCUCAUCUUAAUGAUUCAUAUCUUGGUCAGUUGUAAGCCAUCCUUUUAUUAUACUUGGUUCAUUUCAUUUUAAGUAUAAAGUAUAGCUUUUAAUGUACAAAUACACAUUUUAAAAAACACAAUAAUAGGAUAUGUCAUAGUCUAGAGCAUGUACAUUCUUUAACAUAAGAAAUUUUAGCAAACCUAAGGCCAGACAGUUUUCUUGUGUCUGUAACUACUUGAUUUUGUCAGUGUUCAGGAGUCUCCAAAACAUUGUAAGCUCUAUUAGCACUUGGAUAGUGAAUCACUUAGUUUCACCCCUCAUUUUGCAUUUUGAACUCUAAAUAAUAUUUCUAUCUACAGAGCAGCCCAGAAAACAAUAAAAAUCUUACCUCAUAGAACCCUGUUGUCUUGGAAUCUCUGCAGUUGUUUAGCACUCCUCAAGUAAGCCUAUGUUUCUGAGACAAUAUUUCAGUUGUGAACCAUGUACAACUGAUGUUUGACCUAUUUGACUCAUCGUGAAAAGAAUUUAACCAGCUGCCCUUGCUGAAUCUUUUGUCCUGUCUCAAGAAUAUGUUGUUGAUCACAUAGCAUGGUCAUCCACUCACAGCUUAAAAAAAUACAGGGAGCAUCGGAGAGAAUGGGUUCAAUGUAUCUAUGCCUGCCUACUUCAAUCUGCAAGGGAGUUUCAGAAAGGCCCCGCAUUCGCCGAGCCGAGAUACUACUCGACAAAGAAUCAAAUUCAGCGAUGACAGAGUAUGCAAGAGCCACCUUCUCAACUGUUGUCCCCAUGAUGUCCUUUCUGGAACUAGAAUGGAUCUUGGAGAAUGCCUGAAAGUCCAUGACCUGGCUUUAAGAGCAGAUUAUGAAAUUGCAUCCAAAGAACAGGACUUUUUCUUUGAACUUGAUGCCAUGGAUCAUCUGCAGUCAUUCAUUGCAGAUUGUGAUCGAAGAACAGAAGUGUCUAAGAAAAGAUUAGCAGAAACUCAAGAAGAGAUAAGUGCUGAAGUGGCAGCAAAGGCAGAACGUGUUCAUGAGUUAAAUGAAGAAAUAGGUAAAUUGUUGGCCAAAGUGGAACAGCUAGGAGCUGAAGGAAAUGUGGAAGAAUCUCAAAAAGUAAUGGAUGAAGUAGAGAAAGCACGGGCAAAGAAAAGAGAAGCAGAGGAAGUUUAUCGAAAUUCUAUGCCAGCUUCCAGUUUCCAGCAGCAGAAACUUCGAGUCUGUGAAGUCUGUUCUGCAUAUUUAGGUCUUCAUGAUAAUGACAGGCGACUUGCUGAUCAUUUCGGGGGUAAACUGCACCUGGGAUUUAUUGAAAUAAGAGAGAAACUCGAAGAAUUAAAGAGAGUUGUAGCUGAGAAGCAGGAGAAAAGAAACCAGGAACGUCUGAAACGAAGAGAAGAGAGGGAGAGAGAAGAACGGGAGAAACUGAGGAGGUCCCGCUCACAUAGCAAGAAUCCCAAAAGAUCUAGAUCCAGAGAGCAUCGCAGACACCGAUCUCGCUCCAUGUCACGAGAACGCAAGAGGAGAACUCGAUCCAAGUCUCGGGAGAAACGACAUCGCCACAGGUCCCGUUCCAGUAGCCGCAGCCGCAGCCGCAGCCACCAGAGAAGUCGACACAGCUCUAGAGAUAGGAGCAGAGAGCGAUCCAAGAGGAGAUCCUCAAAAGAAAGAUUCAGAGACCAAGACUUAGCAUCCCGUGACAGAGACAGGAGUUCAAGAGACAGAUCACCUCGUGACCGAGAUCGAAAAGAUAAGAAGCGGUCCUAUGAGAGCGCUAAUGGCAGAUCAGAAGACAGGAGCAGCUCUGAAGAGCGGGAAGCAGGGGAGAUCUAAUUAGCUCUGUAUAUACCUUCAGUCCUUAAGCUUCCUGUGGAGCUAACGUGCUGGUGUCUAGUUUACAGUCCUUCAGGGUGACAGUUCUAGAUACUGAUCCAGGCUAGAUAAAAUACAUACUUAGUAUCUAAUGAUCUGAACUGAACCUGUUUUCCUUGAUAAAGCCUAAACUACAUCCAUAGUUUCUGGUGAACCUAUACUACAAUUCUGAACGUACAGUACAGUUUUAUAUAAUAAGACACUGAUCUCUAGUCUUUCAAGUAGGAGUGAUAGUGAAUGAAUUGUGUUAAUGCUUGCAGUUUUUGAACAUUUGUAAAAUACUGUCUUCCUUUGUAUUCCAAACAGCAGCUUUGGGGAAUUUUUCUUUAUAAUUCUUCUUCCUGUGACCUUUGUAUCUCCUGAUACCUGUGCCUCCAACUGUAAGAGAAAAGGGGGCAGGGAAGCAAUAUAACUUGUGUUCUAAGGUUCUGGUCACCUCAGUUACUAGUUGAUUACAGUUGAGCAUUUCUACUGGAUUGUGUGCUGGAGAAACUUACACAGGGCUCUUUGGUUUGGGCCGAUGAAGAGUGGGAAGUUGAACAGCUGUUUCAUUACUUUUGCUUUUUUAUUGAAAGUUUGAAAUCAGACUUGUCUUGAUUUUUCUGUUCUACUAAAUUGCUAUGUUCAGUAUAUUGAGGGGGAUGGGGCAGGGACUGUUUCAUAAUAAGCACUUGUUUUAUUUUGUGUGUGAGUGUGGAGUAUAAAGGCUAUCUAUACUCUUAUUGUAAAAAAUAAUAAUAAAAUGAGAAGAAACAAUCAUCACCACAUCAUUACACUGUAACUUGUUUAGUAAGUUGUCACUAGAACUGUUUGCUGUGGUAUUUUCCUCUAUUCUGUAACAUCCUUAACAGUGCCUUACUGUACAAGGCACCAAAGGAAGGAAAUACAGAAUUGUGGAUUUCAAUGAACUGUUGCUCCACCCAAUUCUCUUGCUGACUAUACUCCACUACUUCAGAGCUGUGUUUAACAGCUUCUGUAAGGAAAGAUUGGACCUGUAGAAGUAACUAAGAGUCUCUUGUUUGUAUUUCUUAAUUGACAAGCCUGAAUAAAAUCAAUAUGUAACCAAUAUAAUGAAA
Molecule: messenger RNA, 3326 nt
Organism: Peromyscus eremicus (cactus mouse)
Lineage: Eukaryota; Metazoa; Chordata; Mammalia; Rodentia; Cricetidae
Gene: Luc7l2
Product: LUC7 like 2, pre-mRNA splicing factor
Exons: 13
Coding region: 1036-2211 (391 amino acids)
Biological process (GO): mRNA splice site recognition
Cellular component (GO): U1 snRNP; U2-type prespliceosome
Molecular function (GO): mRNA binding
Source: RefSeq, a predicted model, not a curated record